GCGCUCACCUGGGGCAUUUUGGCGGUGUUGAGUCUGGCGCGGAGGGGAAUCUUGAAGAGAAGUUGCGGGAGAAGAGAGGAGAGAGACUGGGGAUAACAAUAGGUAGAGAAUACGUGGAAGUGGGCUGAGCGGGGAUCGUGAUCGUGAGAGAAGACAAAACCAAGCCCGAGACUUAUGACGAAAGCGGGGAAGCGAUCGAGUCAGUCAGCGCGCGGGAAAAGCUCGGAGCGUGGAGGAGAUGCACAACAACCCAGGGAGUUGUGGAGAAGAAGAAGAAGGGGAAUGAGAAAGAAAAAAAUAAAAAAGCAACGAUACAGACAGAAGGGCGAUCUUUAUAAGGGCGCCGCCGUUCCUGAGAGGCGGCGCAACCCAAGGGCGGUUAAAGUUUCGACGCCCGCCGCCGUUGCACCUGACGAGCUCUCGCGGAUUCCCACAGCACGUUGGGCCGUUGGCCGGCCAAUGUGUGGUAAACCAACGGGUGGGGUUGGGCACCGGGGCCAGGCACACUCGCACACACCGAACUCGAUCGAGCCUAGUAGAAUCGCGCGUCGACGACACAUGCUUUCCCUCCAAGCCGCAAACGAUCACUCUUUCUGCACACUUCCGCCGCCAUCAGGGUCUACAUACCCGUCGUGCGGCUAUUGGCAUGGUGCCACGGCCUACGCGCGCAGCUCUCCGCCUUGCUACUGGUCCGGGCCUUGUUGGUGCCUGUGCGAAGAGUAUGCUUUGGUUCAUUCUUCCGCUGCCCGAGUAACGAACGCUCCAGUCGCCGCUUGUCGUUGUUGCACGUACUCUGGCUGCUUUGGUCAGAGGCUGCGGAGCUUGUUCGUGACUGCUGCCUGAGGCUUGCAGGUGACGUGAGUGGUUAUAAAUUCCUGGGCUUUCGAGGCGAGAAAAGUCUUGCACGAGUUCAUGUCCCUAAUUAUGGGUCACGCGACGAUAUUCUGCCAGGUUCUAUCUACACUUGCUGAUAUGGAGAGGUUGGUGGAAUUAUCCCACGCCCACUAGCUCGGUCGAAACCUGUUCGUG
Molecule: messenger RNA, 1029 nt
Organism: Aplosporella prunicola CBS 121167
Lineage: Eukaryota; Fungi; Ascomycota; Dothideomycetes; Botryosphaeriales; Aplosporellaceae
Exons: 2
Coding region: 175-843 (222 amino acids)
Source: RefSeq, a predicted model, not a curated record